AUGGGUCAGUACGAGGAUGCGGUGACGGCCAUUACGGCGUUGAAUGGCACGCAGUUGGGAAAUCGUACCCUUCAGGUGAAUUUCAUGAACGAAUUCGACUGGUAA
Messenger RNA from Anisakis simplex (herring worm), 105 nucleotides. NCBI's taxonomy places the organism in Eukaryota, Metazoa, Nematoda, Chromadorea, Rhabditida, Anisakidae. The record is from the annotation of a GenBank genome assembly.